UUCAGGUCCAUACCACAAAUACACAAGGUAGAAAGAACAAGUUUUUCAACAAGACUUGAACACAAUGAUCAUGUUCAUCCUCAUCCUGUGUGCCUUGUCAAGAGAGGCCAUGGUCCAAACCACAGCCAAGAAGAUUUUUCCAGCAAAGAUCUAUUGGACUUCUACAGGAACGAUAAUGGAGGGAAGUGACCUUGUGGUAAAAUGUAGUACACAUGGGCGCAAGGAAGACAAAGUGGCAUAUGUUUACUUGUGCAUUAACGGAGUUGCAGUGGAUCAGAAGAGAACUAUACAAGAAGACACCCUUUUCACCAUGAAAAGUGUUACUGGCCAACAGAGUGGCAAUUACAGCUGUGUGUUCUCUAAAGCCCUGUAUCCAUUCUCUGAAGUGCAGGGAAAAGGAGAUAAUUCCCUUUCCAUCCAGGUGAUGGACCGUAUACUCCCUGCAGACAUAUCACUUGCAGGCUCAAGAACUGUGAGAAAGGGAGAUGGUGUGGAGUUUAAGUGUACGAUCUCAGACCCAAGUUUUCAAACAAAAAAUACCAGUGACUUAGUUCACGCUUACCUCUGCAAGUAUGGCUCUGUUGUUCAGAUGCAGGUGUUUGACGUAGAGAGCACGGAGGUCACUUUUACGAUUAAAAGUUUUAACAAGAACGACGCAGGUAACUACAGUUGCGUGAUUGAUCUGCAAUCAAAAACCCUCAAAGACAAAGACAGAACAUUAUAUGGAAAUAAUGGAGUAUUUCUACAGGUUAAUGUGUCCUGGAGUCACUUAAUCAGACUCGUGUCCUGCAUCUGUUUUCUUCUGAUCUCAUCACUGAUAGUGGGCAUAUGGUGGCUGUUCAUUAAACAAGGAGCUUUACAAUGUUAUUGUGGAAGAACACCACAACAGGAGGAGAACGAUGCGCCAAUGACAGGGGAGGGUGACGACGGAACGUCAAGCGUGGAGGAAGAAUCCAGUGAUGAAUUUGCCUGUGACAGUGAGGCCAGUGGGGAGGAGUACCAGGAUCUGGGUGAGAAAUGUUUAGGUGUUGAGAUUGAGACACACAAUGAGCUGGGUGUUGAGAUUGAGACACACAAUGAGCUGGAGGAUACCACCUACCAAGAAAUUCUGGUUGAAACACGGAAAAUUAAACACGUUAUGGUGCGUGUUCAAGAUGCAGCAAAUCAAGGCCCAGAUGCAGAACAUAUGUAUGCCAAGUCCUGCAAGACCGGACGUCAUCAAUACAUGCCUUAAUCAUUAUUAGAUCUGCAUUAUUUCAAAGCAGUACUGCAUGUGUACUUCAUGGUUACAGUAUCUAUAAUGAUGUAUUUUAUGUAUUGUGUAUUCAAUGUGUGUCUUCCGUUGGACUACUCCUUGCAUGUUCAAGUUGACGAUGAUGCCAAAUUGUCUGGUGACCUGACAUUUGCGAUGCAUUCUAUUAAAUCUUCCGUGGAAGAUAUUUAAAAAACGGAGUCAUUUUAAAGUACCACAUUAAGUAUUAUUGCUGGAUAUACUGUUGUAUUCUCCCUCUUAUAAAAUAUGUUUUAAUGUUCUCGAACUGUGAAUGUGGUGUACUUUCUUGGAACUGAAAACAAAUACAAUCGUCUUAUAGGCGCAGUUUCAGUUGGGACAGCAGUUUAGAAUUUCACCCUUGAUAACAAGGAAGACUGUGGGCUCACUUGGUCUAACCAAUAUGUGAUGCUGUCACCAAUU
This is a messenger RNA of Oncorhynchus gorbuscha (pink salmon), 1693 nucleotides long. RefSeq lists its product as uncharacterized. The transcript is spliced from 15 exons. Lineage: Eukaryota; Metazoa; Chordata; Actinopteri; Salmoniformes; Salmonidae. The record is from RefSeq and is a predicted model, not a curated record. The coding region runs from base 65 to 1234 and encodes 389 amino acids.